Messenger RNA from Anisakis simplex (herring worm), 213 nucleotides. Lineage: Eukaryota; Metazoa; Nematoda; Chromadorea; Rhabditida; Anisakidae. The record is from the annotation of a GenBank genome assembly.
AUGUCGAGUGGUGAAGAUGAUCGUCAUCGGCACAAAUUAGCUAUAAUUGGCGGUUUUGUGGUUGGUAUACUGGCGGCGAUUCUUUUGGUAAUGUUUCUGGUGUACCGAAUGCGGAAGAAGGACGAGGGUAGUUACGCACUGGAUGAACCCAAACAACCACCUCACUAUUCGUAUGCAUAUCAGAAGGCACCAACUAAGGAGUUUUAUGCAUAG